This is a messenger RNA of Bursaphelenchus xylophilus (pine wood nematode), 3085 nucleotides long. The record is from the annotation of a GenBank genome assembly. Lineage: Eukaryota; Metazoa; Nematoda; Chromadorea; Rhabditida; Aphelenchoididae.
AUGGAGAGAUAUGACCGUGCCAUUACCAUCUUCUCACCUGAUGGACAUCUUUUCCAAGUAGAAUAUGCGCAGGAGGCUGUCAAGAAGGGUUCUACCGCUGUAAAUAAAUAUUUUUAGUCUGUUUUUAUAUUUAUUUGUCCCACAUUAUUUGUUGGUAUUUAGAUUGGUGUCAGAGGAAAGGAUUGUGUUGUGAUUGGAGUAGAGAAGAAGUCGAUUCCGACUCUUCAGGAUGAUCGUACCAUCAGGAAGAUCCACAGCAUCGAUGAACAUGUUAUGCUUGCAUUUGCGGGAUUAAGUGCAGAUGCUCGUGUCUUGGUGGACUAUGCUCGGAUUGAAUGUCAAUCGUAUAAAUUGACCUUGGAAGAUCCAGUAACCGUCGGAACAAUUGCUCGUUACGUUGCCAAUAUGAAACAGGUAAUAACCAAAAUGUUGAGUAAGAAGUUGAGUGUUUAGAGAUUCACACAGAGUCCAGGUCGUCGACCGUUUGGAAUCUCGAUGUUGAUUGGUGGCUUCGAUUACGAUGGAACUCCUAGAUUGUUUAAGACUGAGCCGUCUGGCACAUACUACGAAUAUUUUGCCAAUUCGACCGGUCGCGGUGAGAAGCCAGUCAGAGAGUAUUUGGAAGAGCAUUACAGUGACGAGACAACCAAAGAUGAGGCCGCUGUUCUGAAGCUAGUAAUCAAGGCUCUCUCUCAAGUUGUACAAAGUGGGGCUCAGAACAUCGAGAUCGCUGUUAUGACCGCCAACAACGAACGGGUAAGGAAAUUAAAAAAUAAAUUUUAGGUGUGUAUUUUGAGGUAGCUAAAAAACUAGCAUCGGCUCAAAUUUUUGGGGGAAAGGGGUGUAAUGAGUUGAAUUAUGAUUCGAUCUUUCGGUUGAUGCCAACGAGGGAAACGGACAAGCUAACCAUGACCGAAUGGCAUGUUCUAUAUACCAUUCGAAAGCCCAUGAAGACUUGUUAUAGGAACCGGUUUCAAAAAUUGUCAACGGAGUUUGGCCACGAAGAUCUACGACUUCAAAUAAUUUUAGGCUUAUUCCUCUGAUUUGUUUCCGUCUCAGUCCUGGGGAACUCUCGCACACAUUGUUUUUGAAGCCGGCUCUUUGAAUAACUUUCCAAGGAGUUUCGAAUGGUAUAGAGGACGCGUCAUUUGGCCGUGCAUAUUUUGUGUGUCUUUGCUAUUACAGAGCCCGCAUGUAAAAUUUUUAGAAUACAUAUCUGAGCGCCCCAUAUGAAAGACCUUGUAAAGUUCUUUCUGUCAGUUACGUUCCUAUUGAAUAUUCUGAUUUUCAAAUACAGGGUGCGGCAAGUUUUUUUGUUGGAUUUGAAUUGGCAAUAACUCUUUUAGUUUUUGGCCAAACGUUAAAACAAAACAUUUCUCUGAAUCCACAGAACCCCUUUUUUGUUUAAUACCAUAUAUGUUAUAUCCACUUAUUAGACUACAUUAAAAAUUAACAAAAAACUCUAAUUUCCAUAGUUGACAAGCGAAGUACUCCAAGUGCGACACUCAGAUUUUCUUCAAAUUUUGCACACGGGACAGACAGGCUAUAUAUCAAUUUCUGAAAGUUUUAGCUCGCGCCUUUCAGAGGCGGCCAAGAUAUUCAACGAUCUUUGUGGCCAGGAGGGUACGAGAGUGGUCACACAGAAAAACUGGCUAUAUCCUUGCCAGUUUUGUGAGGAAACAGUUGAUAUUUUGUGGAAACGGUACCCUCUACGGCAGAAAGUUAUGAGCUAAGCCUAUGUAUAUGUAAUAUAUUUGGCGUUAAACAAAAUGGGGAUUCUGAGGAUUCAGGGGAAAAAGAAUCUUGCCAUUUGGCCAAAACUAACGAGGGAAUGGUCUGAACUUCCCCCAGCGUUUCGAAAAAUGACUAGUACAGGUGGAUAGAGCAGGUCAACUUUGGUAAAAAGAGCCAUUUUCCAGCUGCGAAAUAAGCCUAGCCGACGAGAAAAAUCAACCGAAAGUUCCACAAAAAAUUCCUCUUUCUCUUCCCUCCGAAAAGAAGAGCGGUGUCCGGUGGUUCGGUUAGCCGAGUGGAUAAAGCAUCCGCUCGAUAUUCUUUUGGGGGUUGGUUCGAUUCCGGGGUCUCCCGGAAGGACCCGUGAUAAGGCUUUGAUGGGCAAGAUGAAACUCCAAAAAAAAUGUUUUGCCAUUUUUAUACGUCUUCAUAACAAAACAAUAAUCGUCAAAAAAUGCAUUUUUGGGUGCUUCCGAACCUUCAAAGCGAUAAAACGUCGAAGUUAUACUCGUUUGGUGAGAGAAAAGGUUAUCAAAAAAUACUAUCUUUUUGACACGGUCUGUACCCCACUUUGUUAUUGUUUAAAAAUUUUUAUAUAUCAGCCUGUCGGGAAAAUAACGGCGGAUCGUCGCGCCUCCGAUUCGCCCAUCAUCGCAUUGCGACGGCGGCCAGCUGGAGAUUUGGUGCGCGAGAGCGGUGAGGCGAGACACUUUGAUGCGACGAUCCACCGUUAUUUUCCCGACAGGCUGAUACCUAUAAAACGUAUAAAAAUGGCAAAAUAUUUUUUGGAGUUUCAUCUUGCCCAUCAAAGCCUUAUCACGGAUCCUUCGGGAGACCCCGGAAUCGAACCAACCCCCAAAAGAAUAUCGAGCGGAUGCUUUAUCCAUUCAGCUAACCGAACCACUGGACACCGCUCUUCUUUUCCGAGGGAAGAGAAAGAAGAAUUUUUGUGGAACUUUCGGUCGAUUUUUCUCGUCGGCUAGGCUUAUUUCGCAGCUGGAAAAUGGCUCUUUUUACCAAAGUUGACCUGCUCUAUCCACCUGUACUAGUCAUUUUCCCAAACGCUGGGGGAAUUUCAGACCACUCCCUCGUAAGAAAGUUAUAGCCAAUUCAAAUCCGGCCAAAAAAUCGCCGCACCUUGUACAUAUGCCCAACCAAAUUGUAUUAUUUAAAAUAUAUAUAACCGAGCGUGUUAAAGUUUAAUCCCACGUUUGACGAAUUUCUCAUUACGAACUUUCAGGAAUCGCAUUGUUCACACCGAGUUCUAAGCGUCGAGGAAGUCGAGAAUCUUCUGAAAGAGGUUGACGAUGAACGGGUGGCUGCCGAAUCAGAGGAAGGAAAAAAGAAGUAA